AAUACCAAAGAUAAGAAAUCCACUUGUUUAUACAUUAUUGUCUCCUUCCAAAGUCUUGGAAAAGGUACUCAUUAAUUCACACACUCCUCGCCAUUUCUCUCAAUUUCCGUGUGUUGACUUUCUCGUUCAUAACAACUUUGUAUAAAAUUUUGCAAUUUCUCCACAACAAAUAUUUCAUUAUCAACGUUCACAAAUUUUAGUCCUCAAUCCAAUUCAACUUUUCACCAUUCUCUCUAGCCAAUACUCUUUAUUUUCCCCUUUUUUUUUUUUUUUGUGCCUAUUCUCAUUACAAUCAUAUUCCUUAUAUGGAUGAAAUUGAUGUUCCUUCACAUUUUCUUUGCCCAAUUUCCCUACAACUUAUGAAAGAUCCUGUCACACUUUCCACAGGAAUUACGUACGACAGAGAAAACAUAGAAAAAUGGUUAUUUUCAUUCCAAAACAAUACUUGUCCUGUUACAAAACAAACCUUAUUAGAAACCGAUCUUAAUAAUCUUAUACCAAACCAUACUUUACGUCGUUUGAUUCAAUCUUGGUGUACCCUUAAUGCUUCAUUUGGUGUUGAACGUAUUCCAACACCAAAAUCACCAAUAGAUAGAACACAGAUUCUUAAACUCCUCAAUGAAGCAAAGAAAUUCCCAGAAAAACAACUCAAUUGUCUUGUAAAGCUUCGUUCUAUCGUCUUCGAAAGCGAAAGGAACAAAAAAUGUUUGGAAUCUGCAGGUGCAAUAGAGUUUCUAGCUUUAACCAUGAAGAACAAUUUAAAUUCAAGUUCUCUGAGUGAAGCAGCUAUUGAAAUUUUGUUUCAUCUUAACCCUUCUGAAGAACAUGUUAAGAAUCUGAUAAACAAUGAAAGCAUUCAAUUUAUUGAGUCAUUGUUUCAUGUUUUGAAGCUUGGAAGCUACCAAUCUAGAGGUUAUGCAACAAUGCUGUUGAAAUCGGCGUUUGAAGUAUCCGAUCCGAUUCAAUUAAUAAGCGUAAAAAAGGCGAUUUUUGAAGAGAUAAUGAGAGUGCUAGUUGAUAAGAUCUCACAACAAGCUUCAAAAGCUGCAUUAAAACUACUUCUGGAGCUUUUACCAUGGGGAAGAAACCGAAUUAAAGCGGUUGAAGGAGGCGUGGUUUUAGUCCUAAUCGAACUUCUUUUCGAUGUUUCGGAAAGAAGGGUUUGUGAAUUGAUGUUAAUAGGUUUGGAUCAAAUUUGUGGUUGUGCAGAAGGGAGAGCAGAAUUGUUGAAUCAUGGAGCAGGAUUGGCUAUUGUGUCAAAGAAAAUUUUGAGGGUUUCUCAUGUUGCAAGUGAUAGAGGUGUUAGAAUUAUGAGUUCUAUUUGUAGGUAUUCUGCAAAUUCUAGAGUUUUACAUGAAAUGUUGCAUGUUGGAGCAGUUUCAAAGUUGUGUUUGGUGCUUCAAGUUGAUAGUAAUUUCAAGACAAAAGAGAGGGCUAAGGAGAUACUCAAAUUGCAUUCUACUGUUUGGAAGAAUUCUACAUGUAUUCCUGUUCCAUUGUUAUCUUCUUAUCCAUGAUUUCAUGAUCUAAUUUGGUCACAAUUAAUUCAUAAGAUUUUAUUUUUUGUAUACAUGGACAUGGUGAAAUUAAAGUUUCUGGUUUCGGAUUUUUUGGAUCCUAAUUUUAUGAAGGAAACAAUUACUUACAUUAAUUUGUGUAA
This is a messenger RNA of Medicago truncatula (barrel medic), 1660 nucleotides long. Its product is annotated as E3 ubiquitin-protein ligase PUB23. The transcript has a single exon. Gene Ontology annotation, molecular function: ubiquitin protein ligase activity. The coding region runs from base 306 to 1517 and encodes 403 amino acids. Gene Ontology annotation, biological process: protein ubiquitination. Lineage: Eukaryota; Viridiplantae; Streptophyta; Magnoliopsida; Fabales; Fabaceae. The record is from RefSeq and is a predicted model, not a curated record.